GAAGAAAUCGCAAUGUGAACCUUAACGACACAGAGAAAUCACUUUCUUCCUUACUGCGCAAUAUCAUUCGAUGAGCAAAGCGUGACACUCUGUGAAGACAAGCCCUGAAACAAUCGGCCUCGGACGCUUCCUCUCACCGGUGGGCCCUUCGAUGCCCGGAAAUCGCUUGACCGGGAGUCGUGAAGACAGAAACAUCCUGAACAAGGAGCGGAUCAAACACGAUGGAUGCAUCACUAUAUCUCUCGCGGAAUAUGCCAGUCACCGUGUCCCGAUCUGCGUCCUGGCAGACUCGAAAUCUCCUUACGCCAUUCCCUUCACUGUCCAGCGAGCCAUUCACCUACCUCCAGCGAGCCAACCGAACUUUUGGAAUCCCGUAGUCCGGACACCACCGCAUUCACAACGACCCAACCCCGAUCGAAAUGGCCUGACAAUGAGAACCACACGUGCUCCCCCGACUCCGCCCUGUACUUCCGUGCCGAUCGGCUUAGGCUGCGAGAGCGACCUGGCGGACUGGGUAGCUCUCCCCGAGGAUGUCGCUGAGCAAUCUCACCUCAAGGACGGUGAGAUGGGUACGUUGUUGAGCCUGCGCAUGGUACUCCAUGAGAUGUGCUGGAGUGUGGCGAUAAGAGGACAGAUCUCAUUAUGAGGAUGGGAACGGAUUACAUGCUUGACCGGUGGCCCGACCCUCUGUUCAUUGAUCUUGUUGGCCAAAACGAAGUCGUUCUCUGGUUGUGCUCUUGAAUUUAGGGCGGUACAACCAAGUACGCUCUCAUUGCAGUACACCCGAUGCAGCAACAGGGCUUCCCAAUCAGGCUUCUAGUCAGGGUGAGAAACGAGCUCUCAUGAAGCGCUCUCGAAGCGGAAGGACCGGAUGAAACGUCAUCCUUUCCUCGGCUCCCUUUCGCCUUCUUCUUCACCGUCUUCUCUCGACAUCAUGGACGAUGCAAGCAAGCC
This is a messenger RNA of Mycena citricolor, 954 nucleotides long. The record is from the annotation of a GenBank genome assembly. NCBI's taxonomy places the organism in Eukaryota, Fungi, Basidiomycota, Agaricomycetes, Agaricales, Mycenaceae.